Molecule: messenger RNA, 1313 nt
Organism: Schizosaccharomyces octosporus yFS286
Lineage: Eukaryota; Fungi; Ascomycota; Schizosaccharomycetes; Schizosaccharomycetales; Schizosaccharomycetaceae
Product: DNA-directed RNA polymerase I and III subunit Rpc40
Exons: 1
Coding region: 86-1135 (349 amino acids)
Biological process (GO): DNA-templated transcription
Cellular component (GO): RNA polymerase I complex; RNA polymerase III complex
Molecular function (GO): protein dimerization activity
Source: RefSeq, a predicted model, not a curated record
UACCCAGCGCGUUAACCACCAGUCAAGGAAAAAGUUGUGAAAAUUCAUAUUGUCCUUCACCAUACUCCCAUCGAAUAGGAACAGAAUGGCUACUGAUCGAUCGAGGACGGAAGUUUCUAUCCAAUCUGACCGAGUCAAAGAUGUUACCAGUACAGACUUUCCUGGUUAUUACUUUGAUGAGGACAAUUCCUGGAACUUGGACAAAUUUCGUGAAAACUUGAAUGUCUCCGUUACUUCUUUAAACGAAGAAACAAUGACUUUUGAGAUUAGUGGAGUGGAUGCUUCUAUUGCUAAUGCGUUCCGACGAAUUUUGAUUGCUGAAAUCCCUACGGUAGCUUUCGAAUUUACCUAUAUCAUUAAUAACACCAGCAUUAUCCAAGACGAAGUAUUGUCUCAUAGAAUUGGCCUUUUACCCAUUAAGGCUGAUCCAGACAUGUUCAAAUGGUUUCAGCGACCUAUCCCUGGCCAGGAAGCCACUCAUACUGACUACGAUACGGUAGUUUUCUCAUUGAGCAAGAAGUGCGAAUUUAACAAAGAAGCCGCUGCUGAUGAGAAGGAUCCUAAGAAGCUUUACGUUAAUUCGGAAGUUCUGUCGAGCGAUUUGAUCUGGAAGCCCCAAGGACGACAAGAGGAACGUUUUGCUGAGUCUCCUAUUCGUGUCGUAAACCCUAAUAUUGUAGUUGCUAAAUUACGUCCUGGUCAAGAAAUUGAUUUGGAAGCUCAUGCUGUCUUAGGUGUUGGUCAGGACCAUGCAAAGUUUUCUCCCGUAGCUACAGCCUCUUAUCGUUUGUUGCCCACUAUUCACAUUUUAUCACCUAUUGAAGGUGAGGAUGCUGUCAAGUUCCAAAAGUGUUUCCCUGCCGGUGUCAUCGAUCUCGAAGACGGCCCUGAUGGAAAGAAGCGUGCUCGUGUUGCCGAUGUUCGUAAAGAUACCGUAUCUCGUGAAUGUUUACGACACCCAGAAUUCGCUGACAAGGUUCAAUUAGGCCGUGUUCGUGAUCAUUUCCUUUAUUCGGUAGAAAGUACCGGAAUCAUGACGCCUGAUGUCUUAUUUUUGAAGAGUGUUGCUGUUUUGAAGUCCAAAUGUAUGGCUGUGAAAGCUAGCCUUGACAAUUUGGGUUCAGAAGCUGCUUAAAAAAUUUUUGGGGACGGGUUUAUAAUAUAUCCAUACAUUUAGUUGGUAAAUAUAGCCACGUAGACAAUUGUUCAUAAUUGGCUAGAGAAGGGUUUGCGUUUGGUUUUUUAGGAAAGGAUAAAAAAACUUAAUAUUAAUAUAUCUAGAUUUAUGUUUUAUGACCAUUUCAGAAGCGAAG